Molecule: messenger RNA, 1437 nt
Organism: Alosa alosa (allis shad)
Lineage: Eukaryota; Metazoa; Chordata; Actinopteri; Clupeiformes; Clupeidae
Gene: slx9
Product: SLX9 ribosome biogenesis factor
Exons: 6
Coding region: 128-865 (245 amino acids)
Biological process (GO): maturation of SSU-rRNA from tricistronic rRNA transcript (SSU-rRNA, 5.8S rRNA, LSU-rRNA)
Cellular component (GO): 90S preribosome; preribosome, small subunit precursor; nucleolus
Source: RefSeq, a predicted model, not a curated record
CCCGUGUGACAACAAACCACGACCACGCUGGAGACAGACAUGCUGGAUAAGACACAACUGACUCUGUAACGUUUCACACGUGUAUAAAGUAUUAUUGUGGUCUCCCUUAAAUACCUGUUGAAACAAAAUGGUUGGGAAAAUAAAGCGAAUCCGACAGAAGCUACACCAGGAUGCUGUCAAGGUUGACCACUCUCAAAGUGGUCUCGAGAAACCACCUUUACCUGCUGAAGUAAAGGGACUUGUGUUGCCUGGAAUAAGCAAGGGAUUUGAUUUAAACCAGAGAACAAACAAGAGCGACAAUAACAAAGGACUAUCUUUAAAGAGUUCAUUUCCAGCUGGCAUAUUUGCUGGAACAAAAAUCACACCUGAGGCUCUUGUACAGACUUUGAAGUACGAUGAGCCCUCUAAGUCCACAGCAUCUGCUAUCCAGACAGGUGGUGGUGGUGAAAAGAAACAGCAGUCAAAGAAAGAGAAGAUGAAGGAUAGAAGAGAACGAUGGCUUAACAAGAUCAGUGCCAUCAAACUGGCGAAGGAGCAGCAGGUGGCUCAGGCCCGUAGGAAGGCCACGCCUGUGGUGGGGGACAUGCGCCCGCUAGUGGACGCCCUGCCCGAACUCUCUCUGCUCACCGCCACCACUAAACCAACAACCACAGCCACCCGCACAAAGGCCAAAGCUGGAGAGAAGAAGAAACCCAGCUCCGUGAACUUCAGUAAGAUGAAGCCAGCUCAGAAGAGGAAACUAGUGGAGACUGAGACAGCGUGGUUCAGUCAGGCCCUGAAGAACCCCACCCUGAAAGCCAACCCCCUGGCGGCCAUCACCGAUCACCUGAGGAAACGUCUAAAACAGGAAGAAGAGCAGAGUUAACCUCGACCACCACCACAAUCCUGUUGUCUGAUUGGACAUGGAGUUGGCCACAUUCACUUCUUCAGGAUCCUCUUCUCUGAUUGGACACUGUGUUAGCCCCACCCAGUCUUCCAGGAUGCUCUCGUCUGAUUGGACACUGAGUUUGCCUUACCCACUUCCUUAGCAUUCUCUCGUCUAAUUGAACACCAUGUUAGCCCCACCCAGUCCUCCAUGAUCGUCUUGUCUGAUUGGACAUUGAGACACAGACUCAAACAUAAAUCCACCCUCAUCCCCUGUUCCUACCCCUCAGACCUGCAUCCUAACCUAUACUUCCCCAUCAGGACUCUUGUCGUUAUGUAUUAUGACGUUAGUAUGAUGGCAGUGUGUUCUUUUGAUUGAUGCCUUGUUUGGAGUUGAUAUGGUUGCAUGGAAGGUGAUGUGAAAAGGCUUGGUGUGCACUACUUGGUUUACAGAUCAAAUGAAUCACUAUUUAUGUGAGUGGUUGAACUCCCCCUUGUCAUGGGGUUGCCUCUGUUAAUCAAAGUCAAGUCAAUUACUCAUUUGCAUAUAUUAAAAACAAAACUGAAAAGCCA